Molecule: messenger RNA, 7447 nt
Organism: Eriocheir sinensis (Chinese mitten crab)
Lineage: Eukaryota; Metazoa; Arthropoda; Malacostraca; Decapoda; Varunidae
Product: protein lava lamp-like
Exons: 33
Coding region: 1-6378 (2125 amino acids)
Source: RefSeq, a predicted model, not a curated record
AUGCAGCAGUGGAAGGUUAGUAUCGAGAGUAUUAAAAAAGACGGAGAGCCGAUGCGUGUACUAUGUGGCGGUGGGGUGUGUGUAUGUUGUGAGAGCGAAGGAGUGCGUGGCGGGAGGCGAAGGGCUACUCGCGGCGGCGGAGGGUCCGGGGCGAGUGGCAAGAGGCAGAAGGAGGGAGCCGCCGGUGCGAAGGAUGGAGGGAAGGCUAAAGACAAGGAACCAUGUGCUGGCAACAACAACAGCAGCAGCAGCAGCUCCCUCAACAGCAUCAUCGUCAGCAGCCCCACAACCUCCAGCAGCACCCCCUGCCUGCCAGUCAUCGCCCUGCGUCUCGAGGCCGUAGACGAGGCGAGCAUAAUGACCAUGAGCCACGACCACCACCACCACGACCACGACCACGACCCCGCCCCUUCAGCCCCCGCAAUGCCCGUCCCCGCAGUCAACAAGCCCAGUCCGGACCCAGACCAACAGGAACAGCCCACAGACCCUCCCCAGCAGCCCACAGACGCCUUAUUAGCAGAGAUCGAGCGACUCAAACAAGACCUUGAGCUCCAGAAGAGUCAAAACGAGGAGCAGCUUCAGCAGCUUCAGCAGCUCACGCAGCAGCAGCAAGAGUCUGAGGAGGAAAAGCAACGUCUGUGUGAGGAGUAUGAGAAGCUUACGGAGGAAUACGAGAACGAGAAGAAGAUGCUGGAGGAGGAGGUCGGGGCGAAGACGCAGCAGGUGGAGGAGCAGCGGCGGGUGAUGGAAGCACAAAAGCACGUGAUGGAGGAGCAGAAACAGGUGAUGGAGGAGCAGAAGAUGAUGAUGGAGGAGCAGCAGGUCAGGAUUGUGGACCUGGAGACCGAGUGCCUUGUCCCGCCCCCCCUGCCGCCCGCCUGGCACGCCCGCCGGGAGUCCUGCGUCAAGGUGUCAGAGCUGCCCACCGUCAUGGAGCAGACUAGCGACGACGAGUGCUCCUCCUCGGCCUCCACGUCCUCAUCCUCGUCCUCGCCCACGGAGACCACGCCCCCCCACCAGCCCUUCGCCUUUGAGGAGACGCCCACGCACACGCCCAUGUACAGCACGUCCACGCCCUCAUUGUUCUCCACGCCUGACACAAACGCCAAUGAGGAAAUCGCCUGGCCUGAGAUCCCCGCCGAGGAGAUGGCCGCCCAGUACGCCUUGCUGUCACGGGAGCACCAGGGGCUGCAGAAGUCCUACCAGCUGCUGGCCUCCACUGCGGCGCACACGUCUUCCACGCCGGAAUACCAGGGCAGAGACGGGGCGGCGGCGUUGUGGCUCUCGGCGAAGGUGCUCGAGCUGGAGGCUGAGGCGGCAACACUGCGGGAGGAGCUGCAGGACACAAGGGACCACGCCGACCUGCUGGAGUUCCGCUGCCUGGAGCUGACCGAGGGCGCCGAUAAGAGCUCAGAGUUCGGGUCGACGGUGGAGACGCGCGACCAGUCCACCAGCACCGAGGCCGAUGAGGUCACCACCCCGACGGCCGCCAGCGAGGACCUGUCGCUGCCUCUCUCCAUAGACUCAGGGCUCGACCUGUCCAGCGAUUACAAGAAGGCGCGUGUGUCGGAGGCGCGGGCGUGGCUGGCCCAGUUGUCGCACGCAGCAGGAGAGGAGGAAGCCCACGCUGCCCUCCAACUGGCUGCCCUCCUUGACUGGGUGGCAACGCUUCCCCUGCAGCCUCACCAUGGCCUGUCUUCGCCGGUGAGCCCCACGCUCCCCACGCCGCCCUCGCCAAGCAAAGCCGGGAUGGGUGUGGAGGAGCUUGGCUGUGACGUGGGGCGGGACCUGAUGGUUCUCGCCACCCGUCUGCAGGAGUCCCUAGCUGACCCUGCCGCCCAGGAGGCCGUCCUCCUUGACACCAUAACGAAGCUGCGUGUACUGGACAGCUCCCUCUGCCAGCUACAGGACCGAGUGGUCACACUGACGGAUGAAAACCGUGAGCUGCAGGAGGCGGUGGCCAGUCUGAGCGAGGCCCAAGAGACCCGCACGGAAGCGUCCGGCACCGAAAGUGAACUGGUGCACCGCAAGACUCCCUCCAUCCAUUCCGACUUGAGUGACGCCGAGCUCAGCGACUCACCCGAGCAUGUACAGCAGGCACGUCCCGGCAAGAUGCCUCUGGACGCUGCCACCAGCUUCCAGGAGUCCGGAAUUUUUGACACUUCCUGCGAGCUUGUCCACGUCACCACGCAGACCGACCUGUCGCAGGUUGAGGACGCAUUUGACGCCCAGACUGGUCCACAUAAGGAAGAAUGUGAGCGUCAGAAAGAAGACCUUGACCUUCAGAGUGCAGUUGCUCGCUUGGCUGCAAUAAGGUCGGCUGUUCAAGGCCGUGACCUGCGGCACCUCAGAUUGCAAGAUUUGCAGGAGAGUGACGAGUACCUGAUGCGGGUGGCACUUGAUGAACAGCGGGUGAGCCUCAGUAAGGUGGAGUAUGACAGCAUCGUGGAGAGUGAGAGACGACUGCGGCAGGAGUUGGAGCACAUCAAGUGUGAUAAGCAGCAACUGGCGCUCGAAUGCGACUCUCUGAAGAACAAGAUCAGAAUCCAGAGCUCCGGCCGAGGGACAGACGCUGAAGAAGCAUUGAAAGGCGAAAUCCGCGUCCUCCAACAACGGCUGACCAUGUCGGAGAGGGCGCGCCGGGAGGUGUUUGAGGAGAAAUGUGAGCUGGAGGAGGAGGAGAACGACUCGCGCCUCAUGGUGCAGAGACUGGAGUCCCAGAUGGAGGCGGCGCGGGAGAUGGAAAAUUUGCUGAGCGCCUCCCUCUCCCAGGAGCAGGAAAUCUCCAGGGAGCUGCAGCGUCGUGUUAGGGACCUGCAGAUUAUUGACAAGGAACAUCGUGCACGUUUUGAAAAGUUGGAAGCUAUAAAAAGUAAGGUAGAAGAAAGGGCUGCCACAUUGUCCAGUGCCAAAAAUGCUCUUGCUGCCCAGCUUACUUUUGUCAUGUACGGUUUGUGGGCAGUGGAGCAGUGGCGAUGCUGGGCAGCCAGACCGCUCACCCUUGUUCCAUACUCCGGCAAGCAGAUGGGAUUAUCUUGGGAAAUAACCAAGACUCCUAUAAAUGUAAACAAGUGUGUGUCUAUGUGUCCCCCUGUUGGGUUUGAAUCUUGUAUACAAACCCCAUUCUCUGGUCUUCUGACAAAAGAGAUACAUGGUACAGCUGGUCAGAAAUAUAUCCCAGAAGAGCAUGGCCAACGGAGGCCAGCAGAAGCAAAUGAAGAAGAACCGCAGAAUAAACGCAUAAAAAGCAUCAAGACCAGAACUCAGGCCACCAUGACAAUGAAGUGUGAGUCAGUCACUGAGCGUGAAAAGUUUUACUUGGAACAGAUAGAGAAUCUGCAGCGAGAAAAAAUGAGCCUUAGGAAGGGUCAUGAUAGUGAAAGGCGGAAUUCUUUACAACAGCAUAGAGAUUUGGAGGGAGAAAUUGAGGAAGUGAAACAACAGCUGCAAGAAUCUGACCAUGACAAGUGCAAGCUGCUCUUCCGUUUUGAAGAAGUGCAAGAGAAGAAUGAAGAAAUGAAGAAUCGUUACCUCCACAGGAUAGAAGAAUUAAAGUCUGACAUGUCUAGGUAUCAAGAUUUAUAUGAACUGGAGAAAAAGACUCUGGUUGAAGACCACAAGGUAAAGCUCCUUGAGUCGCAGAAGGAACGAGAACGCUUAGAAGAACGUGUCCACCAACUUGAAUUGCAGAUCUCUACCUUCAGACAGGAACUUGAAAUUAUUGGUUCAUCUGUUGCUCAUGAUAAUGUUGAGAUGGAUGCAGAAAUGGAGAACAUCACUUUGCAUGGCAGCAAGUCUUCAAUGAAUAAGACUCGAUAUGAUGGUGAUAUUUUGAGAAAAAUAAGGGAGUUAGUCAAGUCCGAGACCAACCUGCGACAAAGAAUUUAUGAUCUUGAGAAAAAGGAAUGUGCAUAUCGGGAAACGAUCCGGGAAGCUGACAAGAUUAUGUCCAGCCAUGUGACGUCUUACAAGCAACAAAUUGAAGAUCUGGAGGCAAAAGCAAGUCAGCAAGCUGCCAAAAUUCAGCAGAUGGAGAUCUCUGAAGAACGUCUUAGAGCAACAAUGAGGACCAGCAACAGAACAAGUGAUGGUGCUCGUAUAUCAGAUCUCCUUGACAGGCUCAUUGAAACUGAGAAUUCAGAAUUGAAGCUGAAGGAGAGAGUAUGGAAUCUGGAGAAGAAGGAAAAAGAAUUACAAAUCAAGCUCAUGGAAGGGGAGAAGAACCACCAGGCACUGCGCAGUGAACUACGAGACCAAGAGGAGCUUGUGCACCGCAUGAUCACUCUGGAGUCUGAGAACAAUGCCCUCUCUUCAGAGUUGGGUCAGGCCCAGGAUUCUGUCCGCAAAGUGUCGGAAAUGCAACAAAAUGAGAGCUACCUACGAGGACGAGUAGAAGAGCUUGAAGUAACGGAGAGUAUGUUGAGGGAAACGCUUCACCAAGCAGACCAAAUCUUGGCACAAAGGGAAAGAAAACUUAGAGAUCAGGUGGCAUCUUUGCAAGAAGAAAUUCAGUCCUACAAAGCACAGCUGGAAGCAGCAGUAACUAAAGAACAUGGUGCCAGAGAAUCAGAAUUGUCUUACAGAAGACAGCUGGAGGAAUUAAGGACUCGUCUUGCUGAAGCAGAAAGAGACUUGUUGGAGUCAUCCUCUGAGACAAUUAGUCAUGAAACACAACACAGAUCAGAAGUUACAAAACUUCGCAAUCAGCUGAAGCUAUGCAACUCCCAACUACUAGAACUCGAUAGACUUAACUGUGAGCUGCGAGACCGGUUGAUGGCGGCAGAGCUAGAGGGUCAGCGAUUAGCCAAAGAUUUAGAGGAUCACGAUCGACGCCACGAACAGGAUCUUCUUAAUUUCAAUCUUCAGAUUUCAUCACGAGAUUCACGCCUGGAGGACCUGGAGCACCAGCUAGAGCAGAUGAAACACGACCAUGCUGCCAGUGAGCUGGAUGCCCUCGCUGUCAUGCCCAUCGCUGCACUUCAUUCCUCCAUCACAGCACUCACCACAGCUGUUAAGAGUUGCAAGUCAUGUAGUGCAGCCCAGAAUGAAACCUUGACUGACGUUACAUCCCAGCUGAAAACACUGACUGAACUGCUUGAGGGUGAAUCCAACAACCCAGACUUGGUGGAUGAGACUUCUGAUGCUGAAGAGGAGGAUAUAUCAGACACAGCAGAAAACUUGGCCCAUGAAGCCACAACGACCCCACCUCCUGACCCCGCUAGGGAGGGUUUCAGGGAAGAGUCCAGCGGGGACACUGCCAGUAGGAGACUUCGGAGAUGUGCUCGUUAUAGAAGUAGGAGGAGACAAGAGGAUUGCAAUAGCCAGAGAAGAAUAGGGCCUCUGGGAUCUUCCACAAUCCUAGAGGAGCUUGAAGAAAAGAUCAAAGAGCUUGAAGAGGCAGUUGGCCGGAAAGAGGAGGAGCUACGUUUGGCUGAUGUUGAAGCCUGUGAAAUAAACAGCCAGUUGGAGGCAAGAGAUGCUGCUCUGGAACAGAAGAUUCAAGAGACUGAGCAUCUUAAUGUUACCCUGGCAAGUCUGCGCCUGCAACUGGUAGCUACUUUAGAAGAUGCUGAAAAGGCGAAAAUGUUACUUGAGGCCAAACACAAGAUAAAACUUGAAGAACUGAAAGCCAAGGUUGAAGAGAUUACUAAGAAAGCCGAGCAUCUGGCCAGCCGCUGCCAACUCAAGGACUCAAUCAUAUCUACAUUGGCUUCACAAAUUCGUGCACUCCUAAGGUCAGGGAAUAUGGGUGUUAUCAUCAAUCAGCUACAUCAACUGAAGGAUACAAGAGAGAGUGAAGAGGUACAAAAAAGGCAUAUGACAACUGUAUCUGACUUUGAUGUGGAGAAUGUCUGCUCUUUUCUCACUCAAGCUAAUGAGGUACCAUCAAGACAAGAACGAUCAAGAUUUCUCUCUGAUGCUCGCAGAAUCAAACGCAUGGUGACUGGUGUGGUGCCAUUAAAUGCUGCAGUGGAUUGUGCCUCGGCACCAGAGUGGAAAGAACAGUCACCACUAAGAGGCUCAUCAGCUGAAGUAGAGACCACAUGUGUUCCCCGACCACAAAACCUGCACAUUACCCGAAGAGUUGGUGUUGACGGAGUGGUCAUUGCUUGGGACCCAUUAGAGCAUGACUGUGUGGCUGGGUUUCAGGUUCUCGUGGGUGGUCGGGUGGUGCAGCAUGUCAGGUCCCCUCACCGCACAAAGGCCUUGGUCACUGGACUCCCUCUGGCAGGCUCCUUCACUAUUGGCUUAGUUGCUGUAGCAGAUGAUGGCCGUUGCUCAACACCUGUAAUCGUCACCCAAGAUCGGUCAAGACUGUACCCAAACAGAAAUAUAGUUGGGCACACUAUGAGGAGAGUAAUUCCAACCUCCCUCUAGAAGUGUUAGUAAAGUACACAUUUAUAUUUAAACAAACAUAUUUAUUUUUUGAAAACUAAAAGAACCUUGUCUUAAAUAUUUUGAGAUUUAUUUUCAAAGAUAUCAUCUUUAUUCAAUUGUUACAUAUAGAGUGUUUUGAAAGGUUAGGUAAAAUCAACCUCUAGUUUAUUAAAGAUUGUUAACAUUCUGAAAGUUAGUAUGUUAUCAUUGAACUAAACGAAGUGAACAAGUCUUCCUCUUAAUGCAAGCCUUUUAUAUCUGGUCCUGCCAAACUGUCAUUGAGAUGCAAGAAAAGAAAUGUAAACCUUGCUGUGCCUGCAACUAACCACUUAAGAUAUGAAAUUUUGUUGAUUUCAGAAAUGUGUGAAGUGUGUUGUUUACCAUCUGCAUGAAUUUUGUGUUAUUCUAACUGUUUCAUCUACUUGCAACAGCUUGAGUACUACCCUGGCAGUGUUGAACAAUGUCUUGACAGUUAAGAAUUUGUUGUGGAUGAAAUGUUUAUUUCAUAUCCUUGUUGGCAGGAACAUUUUUUCAGCAUAUAACACUACUGACCAAGGUACCACCCAAGUUGCCUAUUAUAACCGUGUGAAUUAUGAAUAAUUUGGUCUGGAGGAAUUUAGUUUGAAUGAUAAGUUGAGAGAAAUGAGCUUCAGGCCAUAGUAAUGUAUUUAAUUUAUUGAAAACAUCUUGAUUCACUUUUGUUGUAUUGCACAUUCAAAUAUCUAUAGUCUCCAGAUCAAAUAGUAAAUAAUUAAAAGUUAGUUGUAUUGUGUGAAAAAGGUCAAUUUUGGGCUUGUAGUUAGUUCACGAUUGUUUAAUGAGGUUUAGUAUUUUGUUACUGUUCAAUUUUUAUACAUAACUUUUUACAGAAGUUUAAUAGUAAUUCAAAAUUUUCCAUGUAACAAUAUUGAAGGAUUGAAAAAAAUGUAAAUACUUUAUAUAGUGCCAAAUGAGAAAAUUCAACUGUUUAUGAUUAUUGCACAUCAGAAUAGUAUUUAAAAUUUUAUCUAGUGUAUAUACAAUUUGUAUCUGAAAACUGUUCUUAUCCUAACUAAAAAAUGUGCUACAA